AUUAUGCUAUGACGUCUUUAGAAGUCUUUUGAUUUAGAGACAUCAGAGAUUGAUCGACAAUCCUCUCUUUACUUUAGAGAACGGCACAUCGCCUCAUUCUCGAUACAUUUGAACCGCUUAAAACAAGGUUUCAAUAGGCCUAGCACUGCAGUUUCACAAGAUGUACCGAAAAACGCUGACGUUUUCAAUAAGGAAAAUCAACCCCGUAAAAUUUUAUCACAAUAAGUCCGAUUGCCAUGUGACAGUACCUCAGGGUAAGAUGAGAGGUAAAGUGUGCAGUACUCCGUGUGGUAAACAGUACUAUAGCUUCGAGGGGAUACCCUACGCUAAGCCACCUUUGGGACCCCUCAGAUUCAGGGAUCCUCAGAAAUUUGAUAACUGGUGUGGAGUUUUUGACGCCACGAAACCAGGAAAUAAACCCGUGCAAUUCAAUUCCUAUAACAAAUCUAUAGAAGGUUCGGAAGACUGCUUAUAUUUAAAUGUGUACACUCCAAUAUUGCCCGAUGAACAACAACAAAGUCUUCCAGUACUAUUCUUCGUAUAUGGCGGUAAUUUACAGAGGGGAUGCGGUCACAUAUAUCGUCCAGAUUACUUAAUACGUCAAGACGUCAUUCUAGUCACAAUUAACUAUCGUCUCCAUAUUUUUGGAUUUCUUAACCUUGAAACACCAGAAGUGCCUGGUAAUGCCGGUUUUAAAGAUGCCGCUACAGCAUUAAGAUGGGUGAAACAAAACAUAGAAUAUUUUAAUGGUGAUUCAAAUAACAUUACAGGAAUAGGAGAAAGUGCAGGCGCAGUUAUAACUACAUUAUUAUUGAUUUCAAAGAUGACUCAAGGUAUAUUUAAAAGAAUAAUUGGUUUAUCAACUGUUUUAUCUGAUGAAAUGAUAGGCUAUAAUCACCUGGAAAGAGCAAAAGAUAUUGCUUCAAAUUUAGGAAAUAACAUCAAUAGCUCUGAGGAAAUAGAUAAUUUGCUUCGGAACUGUUCUCCUGAAGAUUUGACUAAGGCUUUAAUGAAAUCAGUUUCUCGUGCAAAUGAAAAUGGCAUACACAGCUUUAUACGGCCAGCAGUUGAAAAGGAAUACGAUAAUGUCGAACCAUUCCUGGAUGAGUAUCCCCUACAGUCGUUAAGAACUAAUAAUUAUUCUAAAGUUCCAGCUCUUAUGAGUGUGGCAACCCACGAAUCGGCAUACCUUAUAACUCCCCCAUCCGGACAAUUUAAAUUUAACAAAGAUAUAUUGAAAUUCGUACCGAGUCCUGCAUUAGAAGAUAAAGAUGCUGUGCAAUUAAUGGAUAUGGAGAAACAACUAAAAGAAUUGUACUUUAAAGAUAAAGAAAUCGGUCAUUCAACACUAGUCGAAUACUUAAAUCUAGUUUCAGAUAUGUAUGUUACCAGAGACAUAAUCUACACAGCAGACUUAUUUUCUAGAAACGACGAUUUCUAUUUCUGUAGAUUUGCAUACGAAAAUUCGCGUGUUAUGAAACGUUUAGGAGUAAAAGGCUCUACACACAGCGAUAUAUUACAAUUUCUAUUUUACACAGAGAAAAGAAGAAACACUUUUAGUAAACAAGAUAUGAAACUUGUUGAUAUGUUGACUGAGGCGUUGUGUAACUUCGCAAAAAAUGGAAAACCAACUUGGACGGGGCAGGAAAUAUCGUGGCCAUACUAUAAGAAAGAUGAAAGAAUAUGUUUAAAUAUUGAUGACAAAAUAAGCUGUGUCCCAUUACCCGAAUAUGAUAGAUAUACAAAACUAAUUAAUAUACUUAAACAGAAGCCGAAGUUACGAGAACAAUAACAAGACAAUCUUGUAUGAAUAAUAAUUUUUGCCCAAGUUAAGUUAAUAAGUACAAAAAACAUAUUUGCUCAACAUAAUUUUUAGUUAACGGUUAGUUAUGUUUACUAGAUAAAUAAGAAAUAAUAUUGAUUUGUGAAACGGAUUUAAAUCUCUGAAAAUUUUCGAUUAAAAUGUUUAAUAAAAUAAAAUAGCCUAUAUUCCAGUUUACAUAAACUUAAUGUAAUCCUUUAUUAUUAUAGUAUAUAAGGAUUACAUUAAGUUUAUGUUAUUUUAUUUAAUAGUACAGGACCUCCGACGGAGUGAAGGCAUCCUUCCAACUCUUUCAUUUGUCUCUCAUCUGCGCCACUAUUUUUCAAUUUUUAUCCGAUAUCUCUGAUUCCCAGGAAAUAAUAAUUUGUUUUCCAGCUUUAGCAUUCGAGCAUAUUCCUUCUCCUUCUGAUGUUUUUCGUAUAUUUGGAGUUGCUCGUCAGUAACUGCAGGCGUGUUCUUAAAUUGAUGGCAGAGGUCACAUUGAUUCUGAGAAGGUCUGGUUAAUUUAUUUAAUGAAAUCAAUUUAAGAACACAAGAGUUUAUACAAGAUACAAUUUAGACAGGACAUUCUAUAGGAAAAUAUAUUAUGUUUUCCAUACAUAUUAAAUAUAUAUAUAAUUCUCGUAAAUUCAACCGGCUU
Pieris napi is the source of this 2462-nucleotide messenger RNA. RefSeq names its product juvenile hormone esterase-like. NCBI's taxonomy places the organism in Eukaryota, Metazoa, Arthropoda, Insecta, Lepidoptera, Pieridae. The transcript is spliced from 5 exons. The record is from RefSeq and is a predicted model, not a curated record. The coding region runs from base 161 to 1792 and encodes 543 amino acids.